AAAUGAUACGAAAAGUCUUUCGCACCCUCAUAUAAACAACUGAUGUUAAUAUGACAUAUUAACAAGACAUUUCUCAUUAAUUCAUUAUUCAUGCUUUACCAAAAUUAUUGCACUCACUCGACUCCAACUAUUUCCCUCCACAAAAUUAUUGUACUGUACGGAGUUCUCUCCUUUAGUCCUUUUCCUAGAAAAAUUCCUUUUUAUGCAUUUUAAAGGAGAGACUCAGUGAGUGAUAGUGAGAAACUGAGAAUGAAGAUUUUUGUCAAGAAUUUGAAAGGAAAUCACUUUCAACUUCAAGUCAAACCCCAAGACACGGUAGGUGACGUCAAGAAAAAUAUUGAAUCUAUACAAGGAGCAAAUGUCUUGCCUGCCUCUCAGCAGAUGCUUAUUUAUCAAGGGAAAGUUCUUGCAGAUGGAACUACAUUGGAGGAAAACAAAAUUGCAGAAAAUAGUUUUUUAGUUGUCAUGCUGUCUAAGAGUAAGAGUUGGUCUGGGGAAAGUUCAGUGACAGCAGCAGUUAUGCCUACAUCCAAGGUUCCUGCAACACCCAAGUCUCCUAUUGAGGCAUCUACUACACCUCCAACCACUGUGCCCAUUGAUGCUCUCCCUGCAUCUGUGCCUACAUCAGUGCCAACUCCCAUUAUUUCAUCUUCUGUGUCAGAAUCUGAUGUCAGUGGACAGGCAGCUAUAAGUCUUGAUGCUGGAAAUGACAUUGAGAAUACAAUCCAGCAUGUAACUGAUAUCGGUGGAGGAAUUUGGGAUAGAGACGCAGUUGUACGCGCACUUCGUGUUUCAUCUAAUAACCCAGAGAGAGCUGCUGAGUAUCUAAAAUCUAGUAAGAGUUUGGCUAGGGAUAGUUCUGUGGCAGCAGCAGCUAUGACAGCUGAGGCUCCUGCAAGUCCUGGUGUUGAGGCAUCUACUAAACCUCCAAUUACUGCAACUGAUGCAUCUCUCCCUGCACCUAUGCCUACUUCAGUGCCAACUCCUAGUAUAUCUUCUGUCAGGCCAGAAUCUGAUGUUGGUGGUCAGGCAGCUUCAAAUCUUGUUGUUGGAAAUGAACACGAGAAUACAAUCCAGCACAUACUUGAUAUGGGUGGAGGAAUUUGGGACAGAGACACUGUUGUACAUGCCCUUCGUGCUGCAUCCAAUAAUCCUGAGAUAGCUGUUGAAUAUCUUUAUUCUGGUAUUCCUGAGAAAUCUGAAAAGCCGUCUCUUGUUCAGUCCAUUGGGACUCGGCAGCGUACAAAUACUUCAUCUGUUACUCAACAACCCAGACGACCAGCAUCAGUGCUAUCUGGUGGACCUAAUGCAGGUCCUUUAAAUACCUUUCCUCAGGGCCUUCCUACUGUGGGUUCCAGUGCUGCUCCCUCUGGUGCCCUGGAUUUUCUGCGUAACAGUGAACAAUUUCAAGCCUUGCGAGCCAUGGUGCAAGCUAACCCGCAGGUUUUGCAGCCCAUGCUUCAAGAGUUUGGUAAACAUAAUCCAAACGUGAUGAAACUUAUUCAAGAGCAUGAGACUGAAUUCCACCGAUUGUUAAAUGAGCCUAUUGGAGUUGAAAAAGGGAAUAUACUUGAGCAAUUUGCCACUGCAAUGCCUCAGGCUGUGCAAGUUACUGCUGGGGAGCAUGCAGCCAUAGAACGGCUUGAAGCUAUGGGUUUUGAUCGGUCAACUGUAUUAGAGGCGUAUUUUGCUUGCAACAAAAAUGAAGAGCUCACAGCUAACUACCUUCUAGAUCAUAUGCAUGACUUUUGAGGAUUAAGUUGUGAGAACUAAUGGUGGUGCUUCCUUAGCUCUUGUUCAUCAAGAAGUCAGCUGGCCGUUUGCAUUUUCUUACUGUAACGCCAUUCAGACUUCCAUUUGAUGGCCACUGUAUGUAUAAAUGUAUAAUUCCCUGUACCUUUGCUGCUGUUAACAUAAUUUGUUUCGAUUUUUUUUUUUUUUUUUUUUUCCUAUGGUGCACAAAUACAUUAAUUACUAAUUAGACACUUUUACUAUUGUAAAUACAUAAGCCAAGCAAGCUUGGUAGAAAUAGUGGGGAAUUUACCUUGUAAUUGUGAUUGAGGUUACCAAUUCGAGUCUCAUCAUACACUUGUGUUUGGGAAUGGAGAAUUCUCUUACAUUACCCCUCACUCAACUAUUUGACUCUACAUUUUAUAUAUAAUAAAAACAAGUGUACUAAUAAAUAUACAAUAUUUGUAGUUUGUGAAUUUUGAUAUACUUGUAACUGAUAAUCCAUUAUUCCAUACUACAAUUUAGUUUAAUU
Chenopodium quinoa (quinoa) is the source of this 2263-nucleotide messenger RNA. Its product is annotated as ubiquitin receptor RAD23d-like. Gene Ontology annotation, molecular function: proteasome binding; ubiquitin binding; damaged DNA binding. Lineage: Eukaryota; Viridiplantae; Streptophyta; Magnoliopsida; Caryophyllales; Amaranthaceae. The record is from RefSeq and is a predicted model, not a curated record. Gene Ontology annotation, cellular component: nucleoplasm; cytosol. Gene Ontology annotation, biological process: proteasome-mediated ubiquitin-dependent protein catabolic process; nucleotide-excision repair. The coding region runs from base 250 to 1752 and encodes 500 amino acids. The transcript is spliced from 16 exons.